GAGAAAGCAGUGAGUCAUUUGGUAGACUCACCAUCAUCCGAAGAGACUCGGAGCACCUGAAGGUCGGGCGUUUUUAAACCGGCAGCAGUGAGAGCUCCUCCGCGUUGAGCGCACUUGACUUUCCCUUCCACCGUCUCCUGGCGCGGUCUGCGCAAUCACAGCCGUCUCCAAAUGUGGCUCAGGGAAGCGUCGGGACGCGAGAAAUCCAACUUAAAGUUAGGGGGCCUGGAUACUGUUGCAGAAUCCUGUUGCUGUGUUGAAGCUGAAUCUGCCCCUGCACUGAACAGGAAGAGCCUGGACUAGUACUCGCCCACCGUCUUACCCAGAAAAGUGGCUUCGCAAACUGCAUUUUUUGGUUGAGAGAACAUGCAAAGAUUCUUUUCUCGAUGUGUGCACCCACCUUUCUGCCCCAUCUUUAAUGCAUUUCUGACAGUGUUUUUGUACCAGCUGCAUAAUAACAGUCAGUUUUAACAUCGGUAACAUUUUCAAGAUGGAUUACCUGAUCUCAGCGCAGUAGGUUUCGUCUGCAUUCAUUACACUUCUCUCUCUGUGUUUCUGCAUGCAUCCUGUAGUUUUUCUUGAUGCUUUGCCAACGUAAUGGCUCAUUUGCUCGAGGCAUCAUCAUUCAAAUUAUGUUUUGACAAGACAGAGUUAAUGUGAUCAUUACUCUAAUGGCUUUUAUGAGAAUGCCCUGAUGUCCCUUUUCUCCUGUAGUGAACUUAAAUAGUGUGUUUCAGUCUACCUUUGCUGCACAGGACAGUGUCGGGCAUCAGCUAAGUGUUGGAACAGAUGGUUCCUGUGUUGAACAAUAUGACCCCAGCUCCUCUGACACAGAACUGUUCCAACUGCAGCCAGGUACUAGUCCCUGAACUCAACGUAGUUAAGGCUGUGGUGUUGGGCCUGGUGCUUGGUAUAUUAAUUGUGUUUGGAAUUGUGGGAAACAUCCUGGUAAUCCUCUCAGUGGUUUGCCAUCGACACCUGCGGACAGUCACACAUUAUUUUAUAGUUAAUCUGGCGGUGGCAGACUUGCUGCUGAGCUCCACUGUACUACCCUUCUCUGCCAUUUUUGAGAUUGUGGAUCGUUGGGUGUUUGGACGGGUUUUUUGCAAUGUUUGGGCAGCUGUAGAUGUGCUCUGCUGCACUGCCUCCAUCAUGAGCCUCUGUGUGAUCUCUGUUGACCGCUACAUUGGAGUCAGUUACCCUCUGCGUUACCCAACUAUAAUGACAAAACGCAGGGCGCUGCUGGCAGUGAUGCUGCUGUGGGUGCUGUCCGUCAUCAUAUCUAUUGGACCUCUGUUUGGCUGGAAAGAGCCACCACCUGAGGACGAGUCCAUCUGCAAGAUCACAGAGGAGCCAGGCUACGCUAUCUUCUCUGCUGUGGGCUCCUUCUACCUCCCUCUGGCCAUCAUACUGGCCAUGUACUGCCGGGUUUAUGUGGUCGCACACAGAGAGAGCCAGGGCUUGAGGGAGGGCCACAAGACAGAGAAGUCAGAUUCAGAGCGGGUGAUACUCAGGAUACACAGAGGCAACACAACUGUAUCAGAGGACGAAGCCCUUCGCAGCCGCACACAUUUCGCUCUGCGACUGCUCAAGUUCUCACGUGAGAAGAAGGCCGCCAAGACCUUGGGCAUCGUGGUCGGCUGCUUUAUCUUGUGCUGGCUGCCCUUUUUCCUGGUGCUACCUAUCGGCUCCAUAUUCCCUGCUUACAGACCUUCAGACACUGUCUUCAAGAUCACCUUCUGGCUCGGUUACUUCAACAGCUGCAUCAACCCCAUCAUCUACCCUUGCUCCAACCAGGAGUUUAAAAAAGCUUUCCAGAGUUUACUCGGAGUUCACUGUCUAAGAAUGACUCCAAGAUCAAACCACCACCAUCUGAAUGCAGUUCAGAGUCAAACUCAGGGUCACAGCCAGCCCCUCAAUCUGGGCCUGGACAGCAGGGGGGCUCCCUGUCGGCUCAGCCCUUCCUCCUCUAUAGCCCUGUCCAGAACCCCUUCCUCUAGGGACAGCAGGGAGUGGAGAGUCUUUUCUGGAGACCCCACAGGCGGAUCUGGACCAGCCGAGACGAGCAGGGCUAAAGUGGCCAAACUCUGCAGUAAACGCUUUCACCAAACCUGCUGCUGCUUCCUCAGAGGUGGGACUCCCCCGCAGGAGUCAAACUGCGCCCAACCUCCUCCUGUCGGAAACCUUCCCACCAUUAAAAUCCACCAACUGUCCCUGUCGGAAAAAGGAGAGCCUGUAUAGCAACUAUAAUCCUUCAUCCAUUAGUCAUGACUCCCCUUUCAAGGUCACAGAUGAGAAUAUAUUUCCAUUUGCUCUGUUACCUUCAGGAUUAACUGUGUUGGAUUGGUGGUUGCUUCAAAAUGUAAAAGUCUCUGCUUUCGUAUGAUUUUUCCUGGAUUUUCAGAUCGAAAGAGGUAUUGCAGCCAUUAUAUUUGAUCCCUUUAAAGGUCCAGUGUGUAACAUUUAGGAGGAUCUAUUGGCAGGAAUUACAUAUAAUAU
This is a messenger RNA of Morone saxatilis (striped sea-bass), 2499 nucleotides long. RefSeq names its product adrenoceptor alpha 1Aa (gene adra1aa). Gene Ontology annotation, cellular component: membrane. Gene Ontology annotation, molecular function: alpha1-adrenergic receptor activity. Gene Ontology annotation, biological process: cell-cell signaling; adenylate cyclase-activating adrenergic receptor signaling pathway; positive regulation of cytosolic calcium ion concentration. The transcript is spliced from 3 exons. Lineage: Eukaryota; Metazoa; Chordata; Actinopteri; Moronidae. Bases 790 to 2241 code for a protein of 483 amino acids. The record is from RefSeq and is a predicted model, not a curated record.